GUGCUGCAAAAUUCAGGAGGAUCAAGUUAGAGACUAGAGUGACGGGGACUGUCAGCCACCUCACUGUGUGUUGGUACACAGUCAAGAGACUUUAAAGUUUGAGAGUGAAGGCAGAAAAAGUUUGCUUGUCGAGUUAUAUCCUAGUUGCUGAUAGUCUGAGUCAAACCGCACAGCCAUGGAGUGGGGAUUACCAUGUCGGACAUCCCUUUGGAGAAAGAAGCUCAUCUUUUGGUUUUGUUCCGUUCUGGUUAACAUAGCUGGAGCUAAAGGCGAGAUGUCCCACGCCCACCCCACGCUGAGUGUUUCAGCCCCCCACCUGUACUACACGUGUCCCGAGGGUGCAACUGCCAAACUGGUUUGUGGCCAGAGAGGUGCAACCUUGUACCCCAAAGAUGUCUUGAAGCACAGCUGGCUUUUCACAACGCACAGUGACCAACACUGUAUAGGAGGACAGGGCCCACGCCAUAUUAUCAUUGGUAGUCAUUCACAUGGCAACCACAGCUUGCCGCCGGGGUUGCAAUUUGGAUUUGCGGAGCAUAGCUUCUGGGUGGUUCUGCAGAAUGUGACCCACGCUGACCAGGGUCGCUACUGCUGUCUGCUCCUAGACUUCCAGAUUGAACAUAAACAUGGCUCCAUCGUGCAGAGACCCCAUAGCCACAUUAUUCUCCAAGUUACACCACGGAGAAAUGGAUCUCAAGUUUGCACUGUCUGGGAUCCCACACCACCUGAAGGCUCUGUGGCAGUGGCCCUGGCCAUAGCAGCCUGCAUCUUGGCUCUGCUUUCUCUGCCUCUUAUUCUGGUGCUUGUGUACAAACAGAGGCACAACGACCAGUCGAGCAGACGUGCACAAGAGCUGGUGAGGAUGGACAGUGAGGCUCAUGGCCAUGAGAACCCUGUGUUCCUUGGGGGAUCACCACAGAUUAAGACCCGUACCGUGUCUCAGAUCAUGACCAGGCAAUCCUCAGAGACAGGACGCAACCUGUUGUCUGAGCCCGGAACCCCUCUUUCUCCUCAUGUAUAUGGGGACGUAUUCUUCCCAGUAGAAGACACCAUCCCUGAGUCUCCAGACUUCCUGCAGGUUUAAUGAGGGUCGCUUCAACUGCUGAUCUGGAAAAAAGUCCUGCAACUCUCUUCCUCUUCUCUCUGCAUUCAGAGCAAUGUUUCUCUUAUGAACGGUCUCACAAUAACGUCUACUGGGAUUGUCUGGACCGCAGGAGGGAUCGGACAGCAUUUUUUAUCCAAAAACUAUUUCCACCUGCAACAACAGCUGGAGGCCAAAACAAACUUUUGCUUGUGAGAGCUUGUGUUGUGGGGGCGGGGGGGGGGGGGGGGGGGGGGGGGGGGGGCAACAAGUUCCCCGCUGCUUGAGAAGAGUUUUUAAGGUGUGAGGUUACAAGCUUGCCCAUAUAGUUCCUCAACUGAUUGCUAGUCAUGGUAACAUGGUAUACACAUCAGCAUGUGAGUGCAGGAAUAUUAUCAUACAUCACAAAGUGAAAAGGGGUUUAAGCAGAAGUGUGCAUUGCUUGCAUCCUUCUCUGUGUUACUGUAAAAAUCAAAAAAACAUGGGGGCUGCACUGACAGCUGACUGUCUCUCUGAUUGUUCCAUCCGGCCUUCCAUCAUUAUUCAUGACAGACGUGAUAUUAUCACUUGCUGAUAAAACUUAGUUUUGAUUUUCCCUACUUCGUCCAUGUAGCACUGAUGAUGAAGGGUGACAAUCAACAAAACUGUCCAGUGAAUGAGUCAUCUGUCACUUCAAUUGCAAUAAGUCAGUGAGAAAACAAAAUGGACUGGAAUCAAAAGACAACAGUACAUCCUUUUUUUUUAACCAAACCACAGGUGUGAAAGCGACCUAAGGCUCUCUCUCAUCCCUGUCAUUGUAGUAAAGUCUCUCAAAGCUUCAUACCAAAGGAGGCUGCAAGUUGACAGUGUUUUUAUGGCAUUACACUGUUUAUCUGUAUCAUUUCCACUUGGCCUCGGCUUCUUCUCUCUUUCCUCUUUGCUACCUCAGUUACUGCCAGCUCUGUCUGUGUCUCAAUACUUUCCUUCCUUUCCUGUAUUCUCAGAAACACAGCACUUCACAGUGGCCUUAAAUUUAUUCAUAAAGUGCUGUAAAUAGCAGUAUGUAUGUCGAAAGAAAACCUUUUGGGUCUUGAAUGUCAUUCAUUCUUAUGUACAGUUUAACAAUAAGAAUAGUGUUGAUUGAUUUGCUUUUGAAAGUAGCCUACAGAUUCCUAUUAAAAAAAACCCACCAUAGUAAAACUGUAAAAUCUCAAUGUUGUUUUUUGGAAUCUUUAUCUCAGUUAGUUUUUGUUUUUAUUUUGUCUUGAUUUAAUUGUUUGUUCAUAUUUUUAUCUGUGCAAUUGGAUGCAAAUUAGUAAAUACUAUUUAGCACAUGUGUGGAUGAAGGGCAUUGAAAUGUCAACCAAACCUUAUCAGUGUAGAUAGAAAGAAAAUAAGAAAAAGUGAUUGCAGGUGAUUACAAUGUUGAUAUUACUGUCUGUCUGUGGCUGAUUGUGAGAAACCACGGGUGUUUUUUUUUAUAUUGAGGUAAAAUAUGUACAGCAGGUGCUCAGCAAAAAUCACUUCAGAAUCACAUGUAGCAGGUCUAUAGGACAAGGUAUAAUGUAUGUAUGUUUUUAAACACUUUGAUAAGAGUUCAUGGUCUCAUGUUUAAGUAUUUGUGUUUUCAUGUGUGCCCGUGUGUGUGUGUUUUCAAAUCUUGGGCUACAGUGUACACUGUUGUCUGGGUUGAAUAUGUGUGAGCAUACUUGUAUGUGAUAUAGAAUCUGUAUGUAUUUUUGUUUUAUACUGUAAAAAGCUUUAUUAAACAUAGAUAUAGAGAAAAGCAUGUUUUGUUCUGUGUAUUGCAUUCAAAUUGUCUGUUUCUUGUAUAAUAAAGUGGAGUUGUUGUACCUUAAA
Messenger RNA from Micropterus salmoides (largemouth bass), 2920 nucleotides. It is a transcript of the gene vsir, whose product is annotated as V-set immunoregulatory receptor. The transcript has 7 exons. Gene Ontology annotation, cellular component: plasma membrane. The coding region runs from base 176 to 1084 and encodes 302 amino acids. Lineage: Eukaryota; Metazoa; Chordata; Actinopteri; Centrarchiformes; Centrarchidae. Gene Ontology annotation, biological process: regulation of immune response; positive regulation of regulatory T cell differentiation; negative regulation of CD4-positive, alpha-beta T cell proliferation. The record is from RefSeq and is a predicted model, not a curated record.